Molecule: messenger RNA, 1703 nt
Organism: Zea mays
Lineage: Eukaryota; Viridiplantae; Streptophyta; Magnoliopsida; Poales; Poaceae
Biological process (GO): regulation of DNA-templated transcription
Molecular function (GO): DNA-binding transcription factor activity; DNA binding
Source: RefSeq, marked provisional
CGCGCCUCUGCCUCCCUCUCUCUCGUCAUCUUCUACCGGCACGGCGCAGCACCGGCACCGCGGCACGGCGCAUGGAGAUGGACCCGCCGCCGCCGCCACCCCUGCACGCCGACCGCCGCCGCCGCUUCCGCGACUACCUGCUGGCGCUGGAGGAGGAGCGACGCAAGAUCCAGGUGUUCCAGCGCGAGCUUCCCCUCUGCCUCGACCUCGUCACACAGACUAUCGAGGGGAUGAGGAGUCACAUGGACAGCGUCGUCGUCGGCAGCGAGGAGACGGUGAGCGACCACGGCGGCCCCGUACUGGAGGAGUUCAUGCCGCUCAAGCCCACAACCCUCUCGUCGUCCUCCUCCCAGCCCCAUUACCAGGACGAGCACGACAGCGCCCACUACCUUGAACACCGCCGUGGUUCCGCCGCCACGGCCAACGACGUCGUCGAUGCCGACAAGGACGGCGAGGCGGUGGGCGAUCUGGAGACGGCAGCAGCCAGCAGCAGCAGGCCGUUGCCACAUCCGGAAACGAAGAAGGCGAUGCCGGACUGGCUGCAGUCCGUGCAGCUCUGGAGUAACCAACAACAGCCCUCCGCGUCCCCGCCGCAGCACCAGGAUGAGCUGCUGCUGCCGUGCAGGCCGGUGGCGCUCAACGCCUGCAGGAAGCCCGGGGGCGCGUUCCAGCCGUUCGAGAAGGAGAAGAAGAAGAAGGACAAGGAGGAGAAGCAGCGCGCCGAGCUGGAGCUGCCGCUGCCCGCCGCGGCGAGCUCGGCCGUGGUCGGGGACAGCUGCGACAGGGCCGGCGCCACCGACACGGACACCGACACGGCCGAGAACAAUAAGGCCAGCAGCAACAAAGGCGGCAACGACAAGGAGGCUCAGCUGUCCUCGCAGUCGCAGGCGCCCAGCCGGAAGGCGCGGCGGUGCUGGGCCCCGGAGCUCCACCGCCGGUUCCUACAGGCGCUGCAGCAGCUCGGCGGGUCCCACGUGGCGACGCCCAAGCAGAUACGGGAGCUCAUGAAUGUCGACGGCCUCACCAACGACGAGGUCAAGAGCCAUUUGCAGAAGUAUCGUCUCCACACUCGGCGGCCGAACUCGGCGGCGGCGGCGGUCCAGAGCGGCGGCACCAGCGUCGUUGCUCCGCCGGCCGCACCGCAGUUCGUCGUGGUGGGGGGCAUCUGGGUGCCACCGCCGGAGUACGCUGCCGCUGUCGCUGUCGCUGCGGCAGCCGCAGCGCAGCCGCAGCAGGUGCACCUAGCCGGCGACGCGUCGGGAACGACGACAACAGCCGCCGACAAGGUGUACGCGCCGGUGGCGACGACGUUGACGCCCGCACCGCGACCGCGACCGCGACCGCGUCCGGAGAGGCAGUCGAGCAGCUGCUCCGGCGCGCGGCGCAGCGGGGACGCCUGCUCUGGCUCGCCGGCCGUGUUGUCGUCGUCGUCGCAUACCGCCUCUGCCUAAUGAAACGCCGUCGGUCGGUCGGUCGCCAACUCGGCUUCUAAUUUUAGCUGAUUAUUACGUCCGGAGGUACAGACAGUCAGACGUACACACGUGAAUCUGGGAGCUCCUUCUUCGUGCUAGCUUGAAUACGAUAAUAUGAUCCAGCAUUUUGCUCUCUGUUUUUGUGAUUAAAGAUGAAAAAAGAAGAGUGGUACGCGCCCUGCAGACCACAAUUGUUUUGUACUAGUUAAAAAAAUACUUUUGGUGUUGUUU